Molecule: messenger RNA, 816 nt
Organism: Salvia hispanica
Lineage: Eukaryota; Viridiplantae; Streptophyta; Magnoliopsida; Lamiales; Lamiaceae
Source: RefSeq, a predicted model, not a curated record
AUGUUAGCCGUGCAAUUCGCAUUCACCAAGAGGCUCUCUGAUACCCCUCUACACAAAAUUGCAAUAUUAAGCAGCCGCAGCCAUAACAAAAUUUCAAUGAUGUCUGGUCAUCUCCAAAACCAUUCCAUUCCAAAGCUUCGAAUAGCCUACCAGGGUGUCCCGGGAGCGUAUGGAGAGGAUGCAGCAGUGAAAGCCUACCCGAAUUGCGAGACAAUCCCGUGCCAUGAUUUUGUGGAUGCCAUACAAGCGGUGGAGAAGGGUUGCGCGGAGGAGGCAGUUAUCCCAAUAGAGAACUCGAUUGGCGGCAGCGUACACACAAACUACGACUUGCUGCUCCGCCAUACGCUUCACGUUGUUGGCGAGACACAUCUCUUUGUCGACCACUGCCUUCUUGCACUGCCACUUGCUGCCAAACACCACCUCACCUGCGUCUUCAGCCAUCCACAGGCACUUAGUCAGUGUGAACUGUCGAUAAACAUGUUGGGAGUGGAUGCAAUUCCUACUCAAAAUACUGCUGUCGCGGCGCAGAUGGUUGCCUCCCGAGGCGUGCGAGAGAACGGGGCUAUUGCUAGUGCUCGUGCGGCGGAACUCUAUGGCCUAAACGUACUUGCUCACAAAUUUCAGGACCGAUCUAGUAACGUUACCCGUUUUGUAAAACUUGCAAGAGAACCUCUAACUAUCCCAACAACAUAUACACGUUUUAAGACAAGCAUUGCAUUAAUUCUAGAUGAACUGCACAAGGCCUUAUCUGUGUUUGCUGAGACUGGGAUUCACAUUUUCAAGAAUUUCAUUAGGAUAACUCCAACACUUUACUGA